AAAUAACAACAAAAAUAAAAAAGCUGCUGAUAAAACGUCGAAUAAGAGAACAAAUCAAAAAUACCUAUGAAAAAAUUUCUAAAAUACAAAAAAAACUGAAUUAUCAAUUAUAAUAAACUCACUAACACGCCAAAAUGGAUGAGGAGGAUGCCGCAACAGUUGAUCAGUAUCAAACGCUUGUGCGUUAUAAUAACCCGGUGUUGGUAGUUAAACAUCCAGAUAAAAAGGGAACGCCUACAGAUAUUGAACUAAAACGGCCUCUAACAGCUGGCGCCUUGCUGGAUACCAAGCGCGAAACAGAGGAAAUAUUGAAUUCGAUAUUACCACCGCGAUGUUGGGAAGAGGAUGGUCAGUUGUGGCAACAAACGGUAUCAAGCACGCCAGCUACACGUCAGGAUGUGAUCAAUCUGCAAGAGAUGCUCGAUACCAGACUUCAGCAAACUCAGGCUCGUGAAACUGGCAUAUGCCCCAUACGCAGAGAAUUAUAUUCGCAGUGCUUCGAUGAAAUCAUACGACAGGUGACCAUCAAUUGCUCCGAGCGUGGUCUACUAUUGUUGCGUAUACGCGAUGAAAUCAGCAUGUCUAUGGAAGCAUACGAAACACUUUACUGCAGUUCGGUGGCAUUUGGCAUGCGUAAAGCCUUACAAGCACAUGAAGAGAAAGAAAUGCUACGAGACCGUGUUAAAAACUUGGAAUUAGAAAAGGAAACACUUGAGGAUAUAAUAAAUGAUAUGAAGAUCAAACAAGAGCAAACAGAACGUCGGAAUGCUGAAUUACGUGCGUCUGAAGAGAAGAAAUACGCAGAAGAAGUGGCAUUCCUCAAGAAGACCAAUACACAACUCAAGGCUCAGCUGGAAGGUAUUACCGCGCCAAAGAAGUGAACUACGUAAUACUUUCAUAAUUUUAUACCCGUGCAAUGUAGCAAGAAAUUUUGUGCAAUUAUCUUUUUUAUGUAUUUUUGUGUAAUAAAAUGUUUUUUUUUAUAUUAAAA
Ceratitis capitata (Mediterranean fruit fly) is the source of this 991-nucleotide messenger RNA. It is a transcript of the gene Dnali1, whose product is annotated as putative inner dynein arm light chain, axonemal. Gene Ontology annotation, cellular component: filopodium; axoneme. Lineage: Eukaryota; Metazoa; Arthropoda; Insecta; Diptera; Tephritidae. The record is from RefSeq and is a predicted model, not a curated record. Gene Ontology annotation, molecular function: dynein heavy chain binding. The transcript has 4 exons. Bases 135 to 881 code for a protein of 248 amino acids.